Molecule: messenger RNA, 1485 nt
Organism: Papaver somniferum (opium poppy)
Lineage: Eukaryota; Viridiplantae; Streptophyta; Magnoliopsida; Ranunculales; Papaveraceae
Exons: 3
Coding region: 1-1485 (494 amino acids)
Source: RefSeq, a predicted model, not a curated record
AUGCCCGUUGGAUUAACUAAUGCACUAUCCACCUUUCAAGAUCUCAUGAAUGAUAUUUUUCAAGCCCACUUGAGGAAGUUCAUUUUGGUUUUCUUUGAUGAUAUACUGAUUUACAGUUCCAGCCUGGAAGAACAUAUCCAUCACCUGAAAAUCAUAUUGAGCUUACUCAGGCAGCACCAACUCUUUGCUAAACUAUCUAAAUGCUAUUUUUCUCAACCUGAAAUUGAGUUUUUGGGACACAUUAUAAAUGCAGAUGGUGUUAAAGUUGAUCCUUCAAAAAUCCGGAGUAUGACUGAAUGGCCACUUCCAUCAAACAUCAAGGAAUUAAUAGGAUUUUUGGGUCUCACAGGUUACUAUAGGAAGUUUGUACAAGGCUAUGGAAUUCUCAGCAGACCUCUUACUGAGCUUCUCAAAAAGAAUGCAUUCACUUGGUCUCAUGCAACCACUACAGCUUUUCAUAAUCUUAAAAUAGCCAUGACUCAAACUCCAGUAUUGGCUUUCCCUGACUUAACCAAAGACUCUGUGUUGGAAGCUGAUGCUUGUGAGAAUGGCAUUGGUGCAGUGCUCAUGCAACAAGGUAGACCAAUUGCUUUCUUCAGUCAACCUCUAGGUCCAAGAGCUACAACUCUGUCUACUUAUGAAAAGGAAAUGCUUUUAAUUUCUCAAGUUGUUACUAGGUGGAGGCAUUACUUACAAGGACAUCAUUCAUCAUUCGGACAGAUCACCAAAGCAUACAAAAAGGGUUCAAAAAAUAAAGUUGAUGAUGUUUUGUUAAGAAGACCUCAUCCAUCUGUUGAAUGUCUCUCCAUCACUGUCACUACACCACUUUUGGCUCGAGAGAUUGUUGCAAGUUAUGAAGGCUUCAAGAUGAGUCCCUUUAAAGAUUUAUAUGGGUAUGAACCACCAUACCUUGCAUUUCCUUCUACUGUCAUUACUUCUGUGGCUUCAGUGGAAGAGUACUUAAAGCAGAGAUAUGAAGUUCUCAACUUACUCAGAGAAAAUCUUCAUAAAGCUCAGGAAAUAAUGAAAUUGUAUGAUGAUACCAAGAGGGUAGACAGAUCCUUUGAUGUUGGAGACAUGGUCUACUUAAAGUUGCACCCUUACAGGCAUUCCUCCAUUGCCUUAAGAAAGAAUGUUAAGCUCUCUGCCACAUAUUAUGGCCCAUUUCCAGUGCUGCAGAAGAUAGGAGUUGUUGCUUACAAACUGCAAUUACCUCUCAUCUCAAGAAUCCACCCAGUCUUCCAUGUGUCUCAACUUAAGAAGAAGAUUGGCACCACACACACUCCUUCUCCUUCUCUUCCAGUUGUUGACUAUGAGGGCCAAAUUAUUCUCCAUCCUGCUGUUAUUUUAGACUCCAGAACUGUUGCACGAGGAAGAUGCCAGGUGGACCAACUUAUCAUCCAAUGGAAAAACGCUUCUGCAGAGAAUUCUACUUGGGAAGACUAUGCAAAUGUGCAUGCACACUUUCCAAAUUUCAAUCCUUGA